This is a messenger RNA of Coregonus clupeaformis (lake whitefish), 1922 nucleotides long. Its product is annotated as NACHT, LRR and PYD domains-containing protein 1 homolog. The record is from RefSeq and is a predicted model, not a curated record. Bases 139 to 1464 code for a protein of 441 amino acids. NCBI's taxonomy places the organism in Eukaryota, Metazoa, Chordata, Actinopteri, Salmoniformes, Salmonidae. Gene Ontology annotation, biological process: regulation of apoptotic process. Gene Ontology annotation, cellular component: canonical inflammasome complex. The transcript has a single exon.
UUGUCACGACUUGAAGAGCUCUCAAACGCCAUUGAAAGGGAAGAACCUAGUGAAGAGGAAAUUACACAGAAUUUAUCUGCACUUCUUAACUCUAUUGGUGAUAAAUUGCACCAGCAUGAGUCACUACAACAGCACUUAAUGAUAUAUAGGCUUAACGUCAUACAGACAAAUAUUAAGGACAAACUUACGGAUGGUAGUAAAUUCAUCACUGGAACAAUUAGCGAGUUAUACAACAAGGCACUGGAUACAGUAGGAACAAUCAUCACUAAACUGACCAAAGAGAUUGGAGUCAAAUAUUCAGAGUCAAAUAUGUGUCUCCAAAAAGAGUUUGGCCUUAAAACCGAUAGUCCAAAGGGAUGUUUGAGUUGCAACCAUAUGAAGAGCUCAAUGUCUUGGAUUCAGGUUGAACCCUCCGUGUCUACAGAGGAUGAGACCACUGUCUACACACUUGACUCUUCCGCAGCAGGGCAUUAUGAGUGCAGCUUAUCAGGGCUGCGGUGGGUAUGUGAGAGCAAAGUCAGCCUGCGAUAUCAGUUUAGCUCCUGGGAGCUUCACAGGACCACUCUGAAAAAAAUGCGGUUGGAAGAAGGAGGUCCAUUAAUGGACAUCACAAUGAUUUCUGGCAAACUAGAAGAAAUUCAUCUGCCACACUUUGUCUGUAUAGAGCCAGACUACCCACAAUCCUCCUUGAGAGAGGAAAUGAAGGUUCUACAUGUGAAAGACAACAGAGUGCUUGUGGAAGAGGUGGAUGAGGUGACGUGGUUCCAUGCCAAACUGCUUCAUCCCUCUUUCUCUGGCAGGGGUUUGGUACUGAGACGUGGGUUGCGUUGGAGAGUGCACUGUGACAUUCUGAUCUUUAGGUCCACCAGAGCAUUGCUUACCUUACACACCUAUCUGAUCCAAUGUGAUCCUUCUCUAGCACGGGAGGUGGAGGCACAGGAGAAGUCAUAUGGAUUCUUAAGACUUCCAAAGCCAAAGCCGGAGAAGUCUGUUCGGAAGGGGAGUCGCUUCACCCUCAAGACCUCGUGUCGAUCCUCGAUUACGCCUGAAGAGAUGAAGCUGAGAAGCACCAUGCCAAACUACUUUGAAGUGUACAUAAAGGACGCUGCGAUGGACUUUGAGAUGGAGUUGAUAAGUGAGAACGGAGAAUCUGCAUGGAAAGCUGAAAUACGAACAGAUGAAUACAGAGAUGAUACAUCCACAAGAGACAUUGAGUUUGUAGAUGAAUUCAGACCACAGCUCAUUCAAAGAGUCAAUAAUGUGUCUGCCAUAGCAGAUAUUCUCUUCACAAAGGGCAUGAUCAGUGAAGAGAUCAAUGCAAAUAUCAGCGCCGCAAAGACCCGCCAGGCCAAGAUGAGAGUGAUAUACGAGGCACUGAAUUCAGGUGGACCACAAGUGAAAGGUGCAUUCUUUACUGCACUCAAAGAAAAGGAAACGUUUUUAGUGAAAGACUUGGAUAAAUAACACCUUAUCGCUCAAUCUCUAACACACCUCUACUAGACCAUUCUUACUUGAUUAAUACUUUAUUUAGCAUGCUCCCCCUCAGUCAAGCAGGACGGAGGCAAGAAGAGGUGUGAUAAGGAGAACUAUGAAAGAAGAUACUUUUCAGGUGUCAAGAAUAGCAGCCCAGUUUUCUGUGACAUUUUAGUGACAGAGGGCAGAAGUAGGAUGUAGGAAGUAGGAACGCCCCACUUGCAUAAAACCACACACACACACUCAUGAACAGGUUUCACUUUCACUCACACAUGGAGCACAAAGAAGAAUGAACGUUGAGAGAGAAUUGACAUCGAUUAAAGAGAAGAAGAAAUGAACUGGGACUGGAAUUUAUCAAGAUAAUAAUUAAAGGUUAAAUAUGUUAAAUGUUAAAGGAUGAAAACAUUGGGAAAUACACAGUGGGAGAUAAUAAAGGAUGAUUAAAGAAA